CGAGCUUAGUUGUUGGCCAGCGCGCGAGCGAACAAGACACGCGGCGGUUCGACGGCGGAACGAGCAGUGGAGAGAGAGAGAGAGCAAGCGGAAGCAAGAGAGAGAGAGAGCGUCACUUUCACCCAAGCGACAAAAUAAUGCCAGACUUAGGCAAUUAAUAGCGAAUUCUUGACAAAUUGAAAUCUAUAAUUGAAACAAACAUGAGUGCGCGCGAUGAUUUCGAGCAGCUGCGCGAGCAGCAGCAGCAGCAGCAAUUCGAACUGGAGCUGGAGCUCAAGCGCAAUCACAGCCUCAGCAUGCACAGUCAUCCCAAGCUCUACGAAUAUUAUACACAUAUGACUGCGUUUUUAUCGCUGGCCAUCUUCAUUGCCACGCUGCUGACCAUACUCAACAUUUGCAUCUACUUAACGACACUAACGCGUCUGCGUAGGCAUUUGAACAAACCACUGCGCACGCCUUCGAUUAUACUGAUUAGCCUAUAUCCGAUUAUAUCGCUGGCGGCGCUGCUUACAAUACUGCUGCCCUAUGCGUGGUUCAUGUGCCACACGCUGAUGCAUGCGAUGUUCAUGAUAGGCGGCCCCGCAUUUCGCACGCUGCUCUUUCGCUAUGUGGACUCGGAGCAGAACUUUAUUAAGCUCACAUCGUCGGAGCCCGUGGCGCUGAAUACGCCGCCUUGCUGCUGCUGCUGCGGCGGCUGCCUGCCGCUGGUGGUGCCCACCAAGGCGAAGCUCUGCAUCUCACGCUACAUGGUCUGGCAGAUGCCGUUCUGGCAGGGCAGCAUUAUGCUCGUUAUGAACAUACUCUACUAUCGCGAUCGCGAGCUCUACUCGCAAGUGAUGCUGUUCUUCAUACCCUUCAUAGUGGUGUCCAUUGUGCUGGGCGUUUGGUCGCUGCAGAUCACAGUGCGCAUGAUCAGCAAGCUGCAUGGCGACUAUCAGCUGCGCAAGAAAAUGUUUUGCCUGCAGCUUGUGGUGCUGCUCUGCAAGCUGCAGUACCUCAUACUCUACGAGCAGCUGAACAACUUUAAGCUGGGCGGCGAGUAUCCCAUCAAUCAUACCAUCCAUAAGCAAACUAUCAUCAACAUACUGAUACUGGUGGAAAUGGUGUUGGUCUCUAUGAUGACGCAGAGCGCCUAUCGCACGCCCAUUCAAGUGCAAAUCGAUGAGUUGAAUGUGCAUUCCAGUUAGUUGAAUUUCACUUAAUUAAUUACGCACGCAGUCAUAGGCAAAGUAUUGUGAUAAUUUAAUAAAGCCAAGCUAUAGCAAA
Messenger RNA from Drosophila busckii, 1266 nucleotides. Its product is annotated as organic solute transporter alpha-like protein. Gene Ontology annotation, molecular function: transporter activity. Gene Ontology annotation, biological process: transport. The record is from RefSeq and is a predicted model, not a curated record. The coding region runs from base 201 to 1187 and encodes 328 amino acids. Lineage: Eukaryota; Metazoa; Arthropoda; Insecta; Diptera; Drosophilidae. The transcript has 4 exons.